AUGAAGGCCCUGGUGUUCCUGCUUUUUCUUAAAGCAGCAUUUGCUGCAGCUGAGGAUGAGAAGGUUGUCGGGGGAUACGAGUGUCCCAGAAACUCUGUUCCCUACCAGGUGUCUCUGAACGUUGGAUACCACUUCUGUGGUGGAUCUCUCAUCUCCAGCCUGUGGGUGAUCUCCGCUGCUCACUGCUACCAGUCCUACCUCCAGGUGCGUCUUGGUGAGCACAACAUCGCUGUGAACGAAGGCACCGAGCAGUGGAUUGACGCCGCCAAGCUGAUCAGGCAUCCUCAGUACAACAGCUACAACCUGGACAACGACAUCAUGCUGAUCAAGCUGAGCCGCCCUGCCACCCUCAACGGCUACGUCCAGACGGUGUCCCUGCCCUCCCGCUGCCCCGUGGCCGACGAGAACUGCCUGGUGUCCGGAUGGGGCAACACGUCUGCCAGCGGAAGCAGCUACCCUGACAGACUCCAGUGUCUGAGGCAGCCAAUCAUUGACGACAGAAUCUGCAGGAACGCCUACCCCCAUCUCUUCACAGAGAACAUGGUGUGCUCUGGAUUCAUGCAAGGAGGUGCCAGCAGCUGCCAGGGUGACUCUGGUGGUCCUCUGGUGUGUGGCGGUCAGCUGCAGGGAGUCGUGUCCUGGGGUUAUGACUGUGCCAUGCAGGGACACCCCAGCGUCUACGCCCGUGUGUGUCGCUACAACAGCUGGAUAAAGUCCAUAAUGUCCAGCAACUAAACACCUGCAGCCAUUUCUACAUCCCCGAAUAAACCAACAUUUUAACCCCAAAGUUUAGCUGGAACAUGUGACGUG
Messenger RNA from Nematolebias whitei (Rio pearlfish), 810 nucleotides. RefSeq names its product trypsin-3. Lineage: Eukaryota; Metazoa; Chordata; Actinopteri; Cyprinodontiformes; Rivulidae. The transcript is spliced from 5 exons. Bases 1 to 735 code for a protein of 244 amino acids. The record is from RefSeq and is a predicted model, not a curated record. Gene Ontology annotation, biological process: proteolysis. Gene Ontology annotation, molecular function: serine-type endopeptidase activity.